AUGGAAUUUGGUGAAAUUUGGGUCAAGCAAAAUGAAGAUCGAGAAGAUGGAAGCGGUGAGCAGCUCAUAAUGAGCAGUAUUAAUAGUAGACGACGAUAUGAGAACAAUUGGAAUUCGCUCAAAAGAUACUGCAGGCAAUGCAGUUUGAUCCAAUGGUUCAAUCAAAAAUUUGCUGCGACGGAUCAAGCAAAACGUGCCGAUUACUUGUCAAGUUCGUUUACGCCGUUCUUAUUCAUACUGCUACCAUUAUUAUGA
Messenger RNA from Thelazia callipaeda (thelaziosis nematode), 255 nucleotides. The record is from the annotation of a GenBank genome assembly. NCBI's taxonomy places the organism in Eukaryota, Metazoa, Nematoda, Chromadorea, Rhabditida, Thelaziidae.